AUGGAGUCCGAAAUUGCUUUCGACAUGUCUCCGAGUUUUGUAGUCUACAAGAAUGGCCGCCUCGAACGUCUCACGGGAGAAACAAUCGUCCCACCGUCUCUAAACCCUCAAAACGGCGUCAUUUCAAAAGACGUCGUCUACUCGCCGGAGAAAAACCUCUCCCUCCGCAUAUACCUCCCGGAGAAAGUCGUUGAAACCGAUCAAAAGCUCCCUGUCCUCGUCUACUUCCACGGUGGUGGCUUCAUCUUCGAAACAGCCUUUUCACCAAUCUACCACACUUUCCUCACAUCCGCCGUCGCCGCCGCAGAAUGCUUAGCGAUCUCGGUGGAUUACCGACGUGCGCCGGAGUUUCCGAUUCCAGUCCCGUACGAGGAUUCAUGGGACUCGCUCAAAUGGGUGUUUUCUUACAUCGAUGGAACUAGACCGGAGAAUUGGAUAAACAAACACGCCGAUUUCGGGAAAGUCUUCCUCGCCGGAGAUAGCGCCGGUGGAAACAUCGCUCAUCAUCUAGCGAUUCGUGCGGAGAAAGAAAAACUAAAUCCCGUAAUCUCCGGGAUGAUCUUGAUUCAUCCGUACUUUUGGGGUAAGACUCCGAUUGACGAACUGGAGACGAGAGAUGAGAGGAGGAGGAGAAAGAUCGAUGGGAGUUGGGAAGUGGCGAGUCCGAACAGCGAAAAGGGAGUGGAUGAUCCGUUGUUCAACGUCGUCGGAUCCGAAUCGUCGGAUCUAUCCGGAUUGGGUUGCGGGCGGGUUCUGGUGAUGGUAGCGGGAUAUGACAUAUUUGUGAGACAAGGUUUUGGUUACGCGGCGAAGCUGGAGAAGAGUGGAUGGGGUGGAGAAGUUGAGGUGAUGGAGACGAAACGUGAAGGUCACGCUUUCCAUUUGAAGAACCCUGACACUGACAAUGCUCGUCAAGUUGUGAAGAAAUUUGCGGAGUUUCUUAAAAACAAACACUAUCUAAUAAGUUUGCUUUGA
Microthlaspi erraticum is the source of this 975-nucleotide messenger RNA. The record is from the annotation of a GenBank genome assembly. NCBI's taxonomy places the organism in Eukaryota, Viridiplantae, Streptophyta, Magnoliopsida, Brassicales, Brassicaceae.